AUGGCGGGAGGAGGUGGUGGCGGAGACCGCUCCCUGCACGACACUCCGACGUGGGCCGUCGCCGGCGUCUGCUCCAUCUUCAUCAUCUUGUCCAUUCUCAUCGAACAUGCCAUUCUCAAACUUGGAAAGUGGUUCCAGAAGCGGCAGAAGAAGGCCAUGAUUGAGGCCCUGGAGAAGGUUAAAGCUGAGUUGAUGUUGUUAGGGUUUAUAUCUCUUAUGCUCACGGCGGGAACGAGAGCAAUUCCAAGGAUAUGCAUCUCCCACGAACUCGGGCGGACAAUGCUCCCUUGCAGCACCACUAGCGAUUUGGCAGUGUCAAAAGAGAAAGGCAAAGAGGGCAGCGGCGACGACAGAAGAAAGCUCUUGUCCUUCGAUGGAACAGGGGAUAUGGGUUCAUCGUGGCAUCGAAUGUUGGCAGGGGCAGAAGGCGGCGAGGAUUACUGUUCCUCAAGGGGGAAGGUACCUUUGAUAUCCGUAACAGGGGUGCAUCAGUUGCACAUAUUUGUGUUCGUGCUGGCCGUUUUCCAUAUCAUGUACUGUGUCAUUACCAUGACCCUAGGGAGAGCCAAAGUGAAGAAAUGGAAGACAUGGGAGUCAGAAACUUCUUCUGAGGAGUACCAAUUUACCAAUGAUCCUACAAGGUUUAGAUUGGCGCAUCAGACUUCCUUCGUAAAGCGACAUUCUGGCAUUUUCGCUGCACCCGGGAUCAGAUGGGUUGUUGCAUUUUUUAGACAAUUUACCGGUUCAAUCACUAAAGUGGAUUACUUAACCAUGAGAAAUGGGUUCAUCAAUGCACAUUUAAAUUCGAAUGCCAAAUUCGACUUCCAUCGAUACAUAAAGAGGUGCAUGGAAGAUGACUUCAAAGUGGUCGUUGGUAUUAGUUUCCCACUUUGGAUUUUCGCCAUACUCUUCAUGCUCCUAAAUGUCCAUAGUAAAUUUCUCUCUUUCCGACUUUCCCCCCUCUCUCUCUACAUACUUCUGGUGGUUGGUACCAAACUGGAACUUGUCAUCAUGGACAUGGCUCAGCAGAUCCAAGAAAGAAGCACAGUGGUUAAAGGAGCUCCAAUCGUUGAACCCGACAACAGAUAUUUCUGGUUCAAUCGACCUCACUGGAUCCUCCUCUUACUCCACUACACUCUGUUCCAGAAUGCGUUUCAAAUGGCGUAUCUAUUGUGGAAUUGGUAUGAAUUCAAGUUCAACAAUUGCUUCCGUGAAAACAAGGUGGCAAUCCUGGUCAGAGUUUCCCUCGCCAUUAUCCUUCAGUUCAUCUGCAGUUACAUCACUUUCCCUCUCUAUUCUCUAGUCACACAGAUGGGUUCCAACAUGAAGCAAGCGAUCUUCGAGGAGCAAACAGCGAAGGCGCUGAGGAAAUGGCAGAAGGCGGCGCAAGACAGGAAGAAGUUGAGGCAGGCAGGAGCGAAAGGCGGCGGAGGAGGAGGAUCGGUGUUGACCAGCGGUGAGACGACACCGAGCACGACGGCGUCUCCGGUGCAUUUGCUUCACAAUUUCAAUCACCGAUCGACUCAGCAUGACAUUGAGGAUGUCCCCUGUGCGCCGUAUUACCACUCUGACACCGAUGCGUCGGAAUUCGAAUCCGGCGGUGGUGGAUCCGAUCGGAAUGGGCACGUUGAUGAAACCCGACGGCGAGAUGAACAGGAGAAGAUCAAUCAGUCGGAGUUUACUUUUGUACAACUUUGA
Messenger RNA from Linum tenue, 1698 nucleotides. Lineage: Eukaryota; Viridiplantae; Streptophyta; Magnoliopsida; Malpighiales; Linaceae. The record is from the annotation of a GenBank genome assembly.